Messenger RNA from Setaria italica (foxtail millet), 2633 nucleotides. Its product is annotated as xyloglucan galactosyltransferase KATAMARI1 homolog. The coding region runs from base 873 to 2480 and encodes 535 amino acids. Lineage: Eukaryota; Viridiplantae; Streptophyta; Magnoliopsida; Poales; Poaceae. The transcript has a single exon. The record is from RefSeq and is a predicted model, not a curated record. Gene Ontology annotation, molecular function: glycosyltransferase activity.
UAAACUAUAUUUAAUACUCCUAAUUAGUAUCUAAACAUCCGAUGUGAUAAGUAAUAAAUUUAGGAGGGUGUAGCCAUACACCCCCUUAAUCAUAAAGCUCUCUCCGUUUGAAAAAAACAGCCUGAUUUUGCAUACAGAACCUCGUAAAUUGUCAAUGGAUCAUCAGACCUUGAGCGCUAGCAAAGGGAAUGCUGAAAUGCUUCUGGUUGUCGCUGUCGUGAGUCGCAGCGACUCGCGAGUCACAAGCGAACACGUCAGAAAGCCUCAUCUCGUGUGCCGUGUGCGUGGCUCCUCGCCCAGGCCGCGGCGCGCUCCGUUCUUCCGUUGCUUCAGCGUCACGCGGCCUGGCCGGCGCGGCGGUGAAGUCCCCCGUUCCCGAGUCCCGAGUCCCGACGCCCCUGCGGGUUCCCCUUCACGGCUCCGGCCGGUGCAUCUCGAUCGCGCGGCGAUGCAUUCGAACGCUCCAUCCCGCGCCCCCCGACGACUGACCAAGCCUGACUGAUUAAUGCUCAGCAUUAAUAACUCUUGACCUACGAUCCAAUGUGCAGUGCAGCUCUCGCGACGCUGACCGUGGCCAGCGAUCACUCCAAUGCCACGCCGACGCGCGGCGCGGAUCUCCGCGGUCAAUUCCCUUUCCCCCCUAGUUUUUGAUUCGGGAUCCGAUGAUUCGUGGCUCGUGCAGUCUUCUCCGCUUCCUCGCGCGCGAUUCCAUUUGAUUUGAUCCACGCAUCCGCUCUGCAACUCUGCACAUACAGACAGUCAUACACCGGCCAACUCCCGCGCACGCGUUGCCACUUCGUGCUCCGCCGCAUGCUUAAACUACACAGUAAUAAAGGUCUCUGCAGCCCGCCACGGCACGGCGUAGCAGUAGCAUGGAGCGGAUCGGCGCCCACGGCGGCAAGCGGCGGUGGCUGCCACGCCUCCUGUUGCUCGCCGCCCUCUCGUGGCUCCUGCUGGUCUACCUCCACGUCGCCGUGUUCCGCGCCCCGCCGGUAAUAAGCGCGCCGCCGCACACGUCCCUCGUCGCCGUCGCGUCGGACCGCGAGGACGGCCGGCGUUUCCUCCUCCGGCAAGAAGAGCAGCUCAAGAAGAUCGCGUCCUCCUCCGCCAGUGACAGCGCGCUCCCGGCGUCGUCGGCAGGGGAGGAGCGGCGCGGCAACCCCGACACCUGCCGGGGGCGGUACGUGUACAUCCACGACCUGCCGCCGCGCUUCAACGCCGACAUCAUCCGCAACUGCCGCAAGACCGAGGAUCACUGGGGGGACAUGUGCCGGUUCCUGAUGAACGCCGGCCUCGGCCGCCCGCUCGCCGACCGCGUCGACGGCGUCAUCAGGAGCGAGGCCGGGUGGUACGACACGCACCAGUUCGCGCUCGAUGCCAUCUUCCACAACCGGAUGAGGCAGUACGAGUGCCUGACCACCGACCCCGCCGCGGCGUCCGCCGUGUUCGUCCCGUUCUACGCCGGCUUCGACUUCGUCCGCUACCACUGGGGCUACGACAACGCCACCAGGGACGCCGCGUCGGUGGACCUGACGCAGUGGCUCAUGGCGCGGCCCGAGUGGCGGCGCAUGGGCGGCUGCGACCACUUCCUCGUCGCCGGCCGGACGGGGUGGGACUUCCGCCGGAGCAACAACGUCGACCCGGACUGGGGCAACGACCUCCUCGUCAUGCCCGCCGGCCGGAACAUGUCGGUGCUCGUUCUCGAGUCCGCGAUGCUCCACGGCAGCGACUACCCCGUGCCGUACCCGACCUACUUCCACCCCAGGUCGGACGCCGACGUGCUCCGGUGGCAGGACAGGGUGCGGAACCGGCGCCGGGAGUGGCUCAUGGCGUUCGUCGGCGCGCCGCGGCCCGACGUCCCGAUCAACAUCCGGGUCCGGGACCACGUCAUCGCGCAGUGCAAGGCGUCGAGCUCCUGCACCAUGCUCGGGUGCGCUCGCGCCACCGGGAGCACCCAGUGCCACACCCCCGGCAACAUCAUGCGCCUGUUCCAGAAGACCGUCUUCUGCCUGCAGCCGCCCGGCGACACCUGCACGCGGCGGUCGGCGUUCGACUCCAUGGUGGCCGGGUGCAUCCCGGUCUUCUUCCACCCGGGGUCGGCGUACAAGCAAUACCGGUGGCACCUCCCCGAGGAUCACCACAGGUACUCGGUGUAUAUCCCGGACGCCGACGUCCGGCAGCGCAACGUCAGCAUCGAGGCCGUUCUCCGGGCGAUCCCGCCGGCCACGGUGGAGCGGAUGCGGGAGGAGGUGAUCAGGCUCAUCCCGAGGGUUCUGUACGCCGACCCCAGGUCGAAGCUGGAGACGCUCAAGGACGCGGUGGACAUCGCCGUCGAGGGGAUCCUCGACACGGUGGCAAGGAUCAGGAAGGGUGAGUACGUCGACAGUGGCGGGCCGGUCACUGAGGACCCUCCGAACCUGUUCUCUUCGACGGAGUCGAGAUUCCGGCCGAAACAAUCGGCGCAGGACGAUGAUCACUAGCUCUGUCGGAGUGCCCAAAAACAGAAGUGCAGCAUAGUCGAUUCAUCAGUUGAUUACAAAAAUGUAGUGAUACUAGUUGCUAAAAUUAGCUCAUCUUUCGCCUGUAUUUCAAACCUGUGAUUCAUAUUCGUAUACAAAAGAUUAAUUGUCAUC